Paramecium primaurelia is the source of this 535-nucleotide messenger RNA. NCBI's taxonomy places the organism in Eukaryota, Ciliophora, Oligohymenophorea, Peniculida, Parameciidae. The record is from the annotation of a GenBank genome assembly.
AUGGUAAUUAUAUCAAGUUUAGCUUUGCUAUCAGGUAAUGUUCUUUAACUUAUUAGAUUUAUUAUAGUUCGCAUCGUAUAUGAAAUAUAUGUAAUAUCAAUUUCCACCACAUUUAAUUGAAUUUUUGAAUACUUAGACUAAAGUAUCUUUAUAACCAGUGAUGAAUUAUUUUAGGUAGAUUAAUUAUUUGUAAAAUUAAAUGGUGGUCCUUCUCCAAAUCAAAUCACUUAAAAAUCGAAUAAAAAAUCUCAGAAAAUGCUUUAAAUGGGUGUUAUUUGGUUAAUGCUAAAAGUUGUUAUUUUUCUGCCAUUGCAUCAUUAAUAACCUAUUUACUUUAUUCUCUCAGUGUCUAAAAGUAUUUAAAAUUUCGUUUUUACGCUUUCUAAUCAUAAAAAGAAUAAUGUUAAACACUUUAAACUUAUAGAUUUUUUAGAAGAAAAAAUUUAGAAAAAAGUGCUUAACAUUAAAAAUUGAAUAUUUCUUUAGGAAUCUAUAAAGUUUAUUAAGCAAUUUUGCAUUACCUUCUGUUCAGUGA